Ectocarpus sp. CCAP 1310/34 is the source of this 1367-nucleotide messenger RNA. Lineage: Eukaryota; Phaeophyceae; Ectocarpales; Ectocarpaceae. The record is from the annotation of a GenBank genome assembly.
UCCUCACGCCGAACCCCUUCCCCCGGCAGGAAUGCGACUUGCUCAAGAUCGAGGACAUCCUUCCCUUCUUCCCGGACUUUGUGGUGAUCGACAGCUUCAAGAGGGAGAUCUGCGUGUCCCUGGAGGAGUAUAACGGUAAGAUCGAGAGCCUCAGGAAGGAGAUGGAGGACUACACGCUUAGCUCGGAGGCGGUGCAGGCCGAAAUUGUGGAGCUACAGCAGAGGAGCAUCUACGUCUCGUCGAACCAGACCUGCGAGCUGUGCAAGCGAAACAUUCUCAGCACGCAGUUUUACGUGUUCCCUUGCGGACACGCGUUCCACUCCGAGUGCCUGUUGGAAAACAUCCGGCCGCACCUCUCGGUAGAGCAGCGGUCGGCGGUGGAGUCACUGGUUAAGAUGAUCGCUGCCGGCGGGGGCGGGGGAGGCGGAGACGCGAAGCACGGUUCUGCCGCAGUUGCUGGAGAUAAGGGGCCUGGAGGGGCAGCAGCAGCAGCAGCAACUGCAAACGGUGGUACAGAUGGUUCGAGGAGGGCGCAACAUUACCGCAGGUCGUUGCAGACGGAACUGGACGGGUACGUGGCGGCCGAGUGUGUUCUUUGCGGUGACAUGAUGGUCCAGAGCGUCGACAAGCCCCUCGUGACGGUGGAGGAACAGGCAGAACAACUGCACCAGUGGGCGCUGUGACCGAGUUGCGUUUGGUCAGGUUGUGGACUGCUGCUCGUGGAACAAGCAUCAGUGACGCUUUGCGACCGCUGUUCGAAUCUCGGUUUGGUCGGGUUGUGGACUGCUGUUCGAGGAACGACCAGAACAUAACAUGUGCUCAGUGGGCUCUUUGUGAACCGUUUAUUUUUGGUCAGGGUGUUGACUGCUGAAUGAACCCGUUCGCAUCCUUACUUUCAUGUCCUCCUAUCCACGCUCCAAUGACUUGACGCCGUUGACGCCGGACGAAUCGAAGUACUCCAACGGUCGCUUUAACGAGCCUUUUAGCCUUUUUUGCAGCUAGUGCUUGUUGUGCUUUAAGGCACGCCAACAGUACGUACGGCUGGGAACCGAGGCAUCUCGUGGGGUGUGUGCAUCCACGCUUUGUUUCGGGUGUGCUGUGGUUUGGUUGAUGGCUCUUGCUGUAGAGUAGGCAUGUGUGGUCCAAAGCCAACGGCACGUGCGCCCAGCAAGGCGCUGCGUUUGAUUGCCUCGCCUUUGGAUUUUGGCAGGACCCAUCCAAGCGCUGUGUGCGUCAUGUCGUCCGCUUUUUUGAAAGCUGCAAACGUGUUUUUCUGCGCUUUCCGACCCCAACCGAGGCGCAGAUAUGCCCGAUAGCAGCUGGCCAGGCCAGGCCAGGCCGGGGCGAGCGGCGUAAGUCUGUUUCUA